Molecule: messenger RNA, 5240 nt
Organism: Mesocricetus auratus (golden hamster)
Lineage: Eukaryota; Metazoa; Chordata; Mammalia; Rodentia; Cricetidae
Gene: Klhl34
Product: kelch like family member 34
Exons: 1
Coding region: 1-1938 (645 amino acids)
Molecular function (GO): protein binding
Source: RefSeq, a predicted model, not a curated record
AUGAGUUACUUUCUGUCUUACUGCAAAGCUCAUGGCAGCUCUCUUCUCACCGGCUACCAGGCCCUACGUGCUGAGGGCUUUUUGUGCGAUGUGACACUGGAGACUGAGGGCAGUGAGUUCCCAGCGCACAGGUCACUUCUGGCAUGCUCCAGCGACUACUUCAAGGCCCUGUUCAAGAGUCACACUCAGGAAUCACGGGCUCAUGUAAUUCACCUGCAUGUGCCGUCGGCGGCUGGCCUGCAGCGCCUGCUGGACUUCAUCUAUACUGCCUGGCUGCCCCUCUCCAUGGACACUGUGGAGGACACUCUGGAGGCUGCCAGCUACCUGCAAGUCACGGAGGCCUUGAGGCUGUGUGGCAACUACCUGGAACGUCAGCUUGCCCCAGAAAAUUGCUGCGUCAUUGCCAAUGUGGCUGCUCGCUUUGGCCUGGCUCGCACCCUAGGUGCAGCCGAGCACUGCAUUGUGCGCCACCUGCGGGAGCUGCUACUGAUGGGCACUGGGCCCUCAGGGCUGUUGGAGCUCAACCCUGUAUCAAUUAAGGUUGUGCUGGGUGCCCCGGAUGUGGCACGGGUGCCUGAGACGCAGCUGCUGGGUCUGGCACUAGCCUGGCUGAGGCAGGAGCCUGCGACCCAGCGCCUGGCACAUAGUUCAACCCUGCUUGGAUGUAUCCGCUUUGGCUUGGUGCCUGAAGGUGUUCUGAGGCGUGUGUACUCAGGCUCAGGUCUUACUUUACCUACUAGGAUCAAGGGCCUCAUCAUCCAGGCCCUCAAUUACCACACAGCACCUUCCCGCCAGCCGCUCCUCCAGGGAGAACAGACUAGUAUCCGGAGUGCCCAGACCCGCAUCUUGCUGAUUGGUGGUCUCAGAGCUAGGGAGACUGUCACUGAGGAAAUUGUGGUCCUACCAGAGGUAGUUAGGAAUCGGCGCCCUGCACCUGAACCAGAGGAAGAGGAGGAAGAGGAAGAGGAGGAAGAGAUGGAGGAGAAAGAGUGGGAGCUCACCCAGGAUGUGGUGUCCUUCGAUGUGUACAACCACAGCUGGCGCAGCCUGACACGGCUGCCGGCACCGAUGCUAGGCCACAGUGUAUGUACCACGGGCAACUUCCUAUUUGUCCUUGGAGGGGAGAGCCUUUCUGGCAGCCCAUCUAGCUCCCUGGCAGACGGCCCAAGGUCGGUCACGGCCUUAGUGCACCGGUAUGACCCUCGCUUCCACACUUGGACCGAAGUGCCUGCCAUGCGAGAAGCGCGGGCCUACUUCUGGUGUGGAGUGGUAGGUGACAGUCUCCUGGCCGUUGGGGGUCUGGGCUCCUGUGGCGAGGCACUGGCCUCAGUGGAGAUGUACGACCUGCGAAGGGACCGCUGGAUGGCAGCUGGGGAGCUGCCCCGGGCACUGCAUGGUCACGCGGGUGCCGUUGGGGACCACGGUGUCGUGUACAUCUCCGGGGGCAAGGCUGGGAGAGGUGAAGGAGGCACAAGUAGCCUCCGGGAUAUGUACUCCCUUAGCCCCGGAGAAAGGGCAUGGAGUAAAAGGGCACCCAUGGGCACCGCUCGCUACGGGCAUUACCUUUCGGUGCUGCGAGGUGCAGUGUUUGCCUUUUUGGGAAGAUAUGAGCCCUUCUCUGAGAUCGAACGCUAUGACCCCAGCACAGACCAGUGGACUCGGUUGCGGUCACUACCCUACGACCGCUUCUGCUAUGGGCUUGCAGUGGUAGAAGAGACGGUCCUGCUGCUGGGCGGUCUCAAGUGGAGGGAUUCACGCCAGGUGCCAACCCGUAACGUAGUGGGCUAUGACCUUGACCUGGACCGUUGGGAAGACAUAGGCUGUACGCUGCCCUGGGCGUGGAGUGGCCUUCGGUGUGCAGUGCUGCAGCUGGAGGAAGGUGGGGAGGAGACAAGGGAGGGAGAGCCUGGAGAGGCACUAGAUUUAGUACUGGGUUGAACAGGUGAGUCCCAUCUUCAGCAGAUCCAAGAGACAGUUGUACUUGCCCUUGCCUGCAGAGCAAAGCUUUCCCUCUAAGAGUUGGGACUCUGAUAGGGCAGUUCUGAGGGGAAAGGAGGCAAACAACACUUUGGCCAAAGAAUAACUAUUCCCCUUCAACUGCAACUGGCAGCCAGGAACGGUCAAAUGCAGUAUGAAUCAGCUUUAGUUAAACAGAGUUUUCAGAAGGACAGACUCAUCCUGGGCUAGAGGUGGACUUUUGGAAAUAAAAUAGGACCUUAUUUCCCUCCCUAAAGUGUUUCCCAGGUGACUGUGAUUAUUUUCAUGUCUCCCCUUUAAAAAAUGUACAAUUACACACAAACUACAGAAAGUUGGCUGUAACAGCUGGAACAGUCCCCCAAGGCAGUGUUACCUGACGAAAUUGUGAAUGCGUGUGUGCAUGCGCCUUGAUAAACAGCAUGGAAUGGUUGUAGGGAGGGGAAUGAUUUUUAUGGUGCGGGGCCCCAGUACAGUUCUGUUCUAACAGUUUCAUAUCGAUAGGGAAUUGAAAAGGAAAAAAAUCUUGGAAAAGCAUUUCUUUGAGAAACUACUCUUGGUUAUUUUUUUUUCUGUCCCUUCCUUUCCCCGUCUGCUUUUAUACUGGCUGGAGGCAGCUUAUUAGUUUAGACAUAUUUCAGCAACCCUUAACCACAAAAUGCUACAUUUGUAAGACAAAAAUGAGCUUAUUUUUGGUGGAUCCCUGAUGGGCUCACAGAGAAGGAAUGAGUAGGUGAAGUUUACAUGGUUAUAUCAGGUCAGUGGGAAGACAGCUUGGGUUUUCAAAGUCUCACAGGAGACCGCGGUAAGCCCUGCACAGGUGUUACUUGUGGCUUUCCUUAGCUAUCAGUGAGGUGGCAAAGUAAGAACUUGUAGCUGGGUGGUGGGAGUGAGGGUGGCUGUAUGAUUAUGUCACAGAGAAGCGUGGUAAGCCCUCUGCAUGAAUAAAGUAGGUGCUUUACAAGGAUUCAAUAAGAACUGCAUUUAUUUGACUUCAGUUUGCAGUGCUGCCUCUCCCCUAGAUUUGAAACUAACGCAAUAAAAAUGUACAGAUAUAUAGUGUUCAAAGGUCUCCUUCAUGCUAGGCUAGUCACGAGUCUUGUAAAAAUCAUUAGUUUAAUUUUUACCAGUAAAAUAACAGCUAACUUCACAAAAGUGGAAGCUGCUGCCUAGCAACAGAGCUAGUUUUCCCACCAACUGAUUGUUGUUUGCAGGCUGUUUGUCCACUGUAUAUGUGACACAUCCAUCAUGUACAGAUACUUUUAAGAGAAGAUACAGGCUGGUCUAGUAAACAUCAAUAUGCCUAAAUAACUAUACCAAGCAUACUUCACUUUAGGACAAGAGGGGUUUUUUGUUUGUUUUUUCUCUCUCUCAUUUACAUACACAAAAUCCCACAAAUUUAAUGUGUGCCAAUAACCAUGCAGUAAAUAAAUGUUUUUACAAAUAGGGUUUUUUUUAAAUGAUAAAAAUAUUACACUGGACCCAAAAAUUCCAAACAAACGUGUUAAUGUGUGGUUUCUCAUCCAUUUUGACUAAAUAUAGGAUUACUGAAAAUGUGCUGUAAAGGCCACUCUCCUAUACAGUUGUGCAAAGUCUGCAAAACGAUAGUGAUUUAAUGUGAUUUCAAAAGCAAAGCAAAAGAUCCCGCUGUGUAGUUUUACUUUCUCCUCUACAGCAAAAAUAUUCACUGGUAUAUAUCUGAACUCUUAGAGAUAUAAGUACAUUCACUGAGCUGUACAGGCAACAGGAUAAAGCUGAUCAGAAGUAGAUUUUAGGAUAUAGAAUAGUAAAGGAGGCUCUUUUCCUCCUGGAAAAACAGCAAAUCGUGACAUUAUGCAGCCACACACUAAAAAGCAGCAAGUCACUUGCAUGCUGUGGUCACUUUCCAAAACUAGACACAUAGAAAUGGCAAUAUAUGAAGAGGACUUUUUUUCAUAGACUCCAUUCACUCUAUCAGCAGUUCAGGAUUCUAGGAAAAACCUAAGUUUUUGAUCUCAGGUCACUCAACGUAAUGACUCAUUGAAUGACUGCCACCCACUGUUCCUUAGCAGAGAAGUCCAUUAACAUUUUCAAUGUUGUUUUCUCUAAUAUAACUUCUAUCUGCCAAGACUAAAUGCAUUUUACUUCCCUACCUGAUAUAUAAUUACAGAAGUUUAGUUAACAGAUCAAGGGAAAAUUGGAAACUGCCUGGAAAAUUGACUCAUUUCAGUGUAUACCUUGUCUUUUAAGAGUUAAGAGUUCAAAAACCACGAGUUUGGGCUGGAAUUAUGUAUAUAUAUAUAGAUGUAUGUAUGUAUAGCUGUUAGCUGCCUUUCUGGGUGAGUUAAGUCUGUUUUAAAAAAUCCAUUCUUAAAUUCUUCUGUACACAAUCAGCAUUUCGUCACUACAAAAAUAAAGGAAGAUUUAAACCAAGAAAAUAAAGCAGCUCUAUCUUCAAUUUUGAUCUUAGUUACAAAAACAUCUUACAAAGCUUUGCCCUGAUACACCAUGCAGUGUUCUCAUAGAUUUGGAAUAGUACCUCCAUUAACUAGUUAGCACAAGUUAAUAGACUAUUAAGACGGAUAUGAGCUACCUGAACUUUUCUUAUGGUGAUGCUCUUCUAGUUUGCUUAACUCUUUUAUACGCACCUACAUUUCAAAAAAUAAAACUACAGCAUUAAACUUUGUGCAAUGUUUAAGAAAAUUCUUAGAACAUUUUAAUAAAUAUAAAAAGGUUUAAAUUCUUUCCCACCCACAAGGAUGUCUGCACCUGAAAAAAUUGUGAUUUACGUCUGAAGUCUCAUUUAUAGAAAAUUAACUUAAAGGGAGAAAAGAUGACUUCAGAUAGAAAACUGCCUUUUUGUGGUUUUUCUACUUGAAGAUCACCUGUAUUCAGAAUUGUUUGCAAAAGUUAAUUUGUCAUUAAAGAUUGUUGGCUUUGCACAUGGUAAACAUAAGCUGAGCACUGACUGCAUAUAAAACAUACAAAUGCUCUUUAAAGACAGUGGUAAUGUGACCAUGUAUGCUUUGUUUCAUAUAGUUUGGUAACAUUAAAGUAAUAGCUUGUCAAGUGUCCAACACAUUGAUAAAAAACUACCUCAUAUACUUGUUCAGGGUACCAGCAGGUACUAGAUGGCCUUGAGUCAGAAUGCACUUACACAUGGGUUUCAAUGUAUGAAUGAGUAUGUGUUAGAGAGGAAGUGAUAACAUCUACUUCAGAAGAAAUACUUAGUGGGUCAUUUGAGGUGGUGUUUUGACAGAUAUCCAAGAAAAGGUCGAGGUACAUCU